Cannabis sativa is the source of this 1007-nucleotide messenger RNA. RefSeq lists its product as uncharacterized. NCBI's taxonomy places the organism in Eukaryota, Viridiplantae, Streptophyta, Magnoliopsida, Rosales, Cannabaceae. The transcript is spliced from 2 exons. The coding region runs from base 171 to 866 and encodes 231 amino acids. The record is from RefSeq and is a predicted model, not a curated record.
ACAAAGGAAACAUAAUUAUAAAAAUUAAAAUGAGAGUAGCACUACUGUUAGCUUUUCCUGCUUAUAUAAGCCAUAUUAGGAUCCCAAUUCCCAAAACAAAUUAGUCAAAACCUCCAACUACUCAAGAAGAAGAAAUUAAGACCAAUAGUUAUAAUACUUAAUUAAUUACUAUGAUGAUGUACUACUUAGUUGUUGUGACAGUAGUUUACCUCAGCAUAAUUGAUAAGCUUAGUGGUCGAUCAAUUGAGUUGCCACAGUACAAAAUUGUCUAUUCUGAAUCAGAUUUUGAGGUCAGACUCUACCCAGAAUGUUCAUGGAUGUCAGCUUUAGUUACACUACCAACUAAUUCAUUCCAAAACUCAACCAAACAAGGCUUUCACAGGUUGUAUCAGUACAUACAUGGAGCUAAUCUUAACUCAACCAAAAUUCCAAUAAGUGCUCCUAUCUUAACAACUAUUAUUAUUAAUAAUAAUAAUUCAUCAGUACAAGGGUUGGACUAUUAUGUAAGGCUUUAUUUAUCUACUAAAUAUGAUAAAGCAACUCCAAAGCCCUUACAAGAUCUGAAUCUGAAGCUUAAUAAGUGGAAAAGUCAUUGCAUAGCCAUAAGAAAGUUUUCUGGGUUUGCUGAGGAUGAUAACAUUGAUAAAGAAGUUGAAUCACUUAAGAACAGCCUUAAUAAAUCUCAUCAAGUACUGACCAUGGUGGAUAAUAAGAAUAGUAGUAGUAGUGGUAGUAAUUCCUACACCAUUGCUCAGUACAAUUCUUCUCACCAUCAUAGUGGAAUUACUGGUAGAUUGAAUGAAGUUUGGAUUAAUGUUGUUUCAGGUUUUACUGCUCAAGGAUGCCCUUUUUAUCAAGAGGAAUAAAUGUACUUGCUUUUAUUAGCCUUGCUAUUAUUGACUAUGUUAAUUAGGUAAAUAAAUGGAGUAAGGAAAGUGUUUUAGUAAUGCCUAUGAGUAAUUGAUAAUUUUACUGUUGGAGUCUAAGAAAGAUUUUUAUAAGUAUAA